GCAUUGAGGUUGGGAUGGUCCUCCAGAAUCGCUUCCACUACACUUCGGAUGUGUUCCUCGCCAUUCUCUUGACCUUCCUGUGGUACACGUCAGCGCCCAUCUGCAUUGCGGCGAAGUGGUGGGCUGGGCUGGGUGAAGCCGAGUACAACUACGAAAUAAAGGAUAUGGUGCUGAUUCCGCGCCAGGCUCUCCAGGCGGACGUGUGGCUCCCCACGUUCUGCGUUCCCUUCUGCUGCCUCACAGGAAGCCACCACGUGAUCAGCGACAGGAGCCUUCACAUGUGGAAGGACGCA
This is a messenger RNA of Symbiodinium sp. CCMP2456, 293 nucleotides long. Lineage: Eukaryota; Dinophyceae; Suessiales; Symbiodiniaceae. The record is from the annotation of a GenBank genome assembly.